AUGUUCAAACACUGGGUGCCAUUUGGGUGGCCGUAUGGAUUCGCCUCUCAAACACACGAUGCGAAAUCACCCAAACCGAUGAGUCGUCGAACCUCCCGGUCGUUCAGAAAUACAAUAUUCUUCCUGUUAUUGGUCUCAGUCUUGACUUGGCAACUCAUCGCCAGUCAAAAAGAUUUGAGCACCCUUCCCUAUCUCCGUCAGACUGAGGAUCACUCGGGACCUCGCGUCGCUAUUGUUGUUUUCAUAACAAAGCCGCAGACUUACAUGCACCUCUCUCUUCAAAACAAAGAUAGAUAUGCGAGACUUCACGGUUAUGACCUUUUCGUUGAUUACGAGUCUAAUUCCUCACGAGGCACGACAUGGCUAAAGUUCGACAUGGUCGAACGCGUAAUCAAAGCCAAUCAACACGACUGGGUAUGGUAUUUGGACUUUGAUACGCUUAUCACAAAUACCAGCGUAAGCUUGACGAACCUGAUUUCCGAGAACCUGGCGAAUGUGACAAUGCCAAAUGACAUUGAUCUGCUUGUCACAGACGAUUGCAACGGACUCAACGAUGGUUCGUUCAUUGCACGAUCCUCAGCGCGCUCCAUAGAGUUCCUCAAUGGAGUACGCGCUCUCCACGACAGGGAAGAGGUCCUCGGUGGAGUUUCACUGAGCGACCAAGACUCGAUGGCCCGAUUUCUGAAGACCAAGGAUCCUCUUGUCCAGCAUGCGAUGCGUAUCCCGCAGUGGACGAUCAAUGCCUUCCCAGAAGAAAUCGGUUGCUACGAUACACACAAAAGGAAAUGGGAGAAGGGCAUGUUUGUAAUCCAUUUCGCGGGUGCCUGGGCUCAUGUAUCUGGUGAAGAUCCUACUGGUCAGCUUAUGAAGAAGUAUGAAGGUGACAUUAUUUACUAA
Messenger RNA from Penicillium brevicompactum, 897 nucleotides. RefSeq lists its product as uncharacterized. The transcript has 3 exons. Gene Ontology annotation, molecular function: glycosyltransferase activity. Gene Ontology annotation, biological process: protein N-linked glycosylation. Gene Ontology annotation, cellular component: Golgi membrane. The record is from RefSeq and is a predicted model, not a curated record. The coding region runs from base 1 to 897 and encodes 298 amino acids. Lineage: Eukaryota; Fungi; Ascomycota; Eurotiomycetes; Eurotiales; Aspergillaceae.